AUGUCAUCUCCAUUAUCACCACCCCAACGCCAGCCAGCGUUGCCUACCACGUUCACUCCUCCGGGCUCCUGCUUAUCAGACGUGUACCAAUUUUUGACAACAGGAGUGGCAACAGUAUCCGAGACUGAGUCGACUGAUACGAGAACAUUUUAUGAACUUGGAGCCCGCUCUUCAGAGUGUUUUCCUCCCAGUGGAUAUCUGCCGUGGAUAACUAAUCAAGUCUCCUCGAGUGCCUAUUACUCCCCCGGUGUGUGCCCUUCUGGGUAUCUCAUCUGUAGGAGCGACACAAUUGCCGUUGGAACGUUGACAGAAACAAGGGCGACAUGUUGUCCAAACGGCUACGCCUGCCAGAACCAGUCCAGUCUCUUGUGGUAUCAGGACCAUAUGUGCACCUUGAGAUCAGGAGAUGGAUCUCCCAUGAGCUACACUGCAACUAUAAGUGGAACAGUUACGACUCUGACCCAGACCAAACCCUGGGGCCUUAAUGCAUAUGGUAUUUCUAUACGAUGGAUGAAUACGGAUCUUCCAACAGCUACAACAGCCCCUCCACCCAAUCCAGCUCAACCUCCUGCUCAAUCUUCUGGCUUGUCAAGCGGCGCAAAGGCGGGAAUUGGAAUCGGCGUAACUGUUACGGUACUCCUCCUCAUCAUCAUAGGGUGGCUACUGCGUAACGCUCUUCAAAAGAGAAAGCAAAAGUCACAGAAGUCUGAAAUUUCCGAUUAUGAAGCCGUCCCAAUAAAAGCCAUCCCACCGCCUCCAGAGCUGUUGGAACUCGAUUCGGGACACCUGCACGAAAUGGGUGCUUCCCAAUAG
Paracoccidioides lutzii Pb01 is the source of this 813-nucleotide messenger RNA. RefSeq lists its product as hypothetical. The transcript is spliced from 2 exons. The record is from RefSeq and is a predicted model, not a curated record. The coding region runs from base 1 to 813 and encodes 270 amino acids.